Molecule: messenger RNA, 2751 nt
Organism: Pomacea canaliculata
Lineage: Eukaryota; Metazoa; Mollusca; Gastropoda; Architaenioglossa; Ampullariidae
Product: ultraviolet-B receptor UVR8-like
Exons: 3
Coding region: 489-1736 (415 amino acids)
Source: RefSeq, a predicted model, not a curated record
CGUCGACGGACAACUUUCGAUCGGUUCGUCUCACCGCGAAGGUGUAAAAUUAGUUCGUGCAUGGUCUCUAACCCAACGCUAACAGUGUAUAUAGAGGCAGUCAUGCCUCAACAAGCAUGGCAAAAUAGCUGAAAUGCGUCAUGGCUGUCGAUCUCUAUUUACUCUUCCUUUGAGGGCUACGUAGGCGUAAACUACAAGGCUGCGAGGUUGACCUGAAUCAUCGACGGCACGGGUGUACAUGUACUGCUAAACUUCGCUAGAUAAAUGCGUACACUGUGUUAAUCUGUAUAAAUUAAAGUGUUAAUGAUUCAUUGAGAGACAUAUUGGUGCAUUUUUUUUCGAGGAAGAACUGGUUAAUUUACUGUGCCUGAUAAAAAUACUGCGGAUCGAUCUUAUUUAGUGAGUCGGGCAACGAUUUAAAAGAAACGCGAGGCCACGUACGACUUUCCACUGCAUCGUUUCGCGAUUACUUAUAGUUACAAAGAAUAAUGGAGGAUUCAGCAUCAUGCAUGCAUUCUAAGUGUCAGCUCUUUAUCUGGGGCCUUGGAAAAUCUGGUCAGCUGGGGACAGGCAAUGAGCACACACAGCACAACCCCCAGAUGAUUCAAGUGAAAAGUGACAGCAAGGGGCAUGAAGCUUGGCCAUGUCAGGUGUCUUGUGGAGGUUUGUACACUGCAAUUGUAAUGUCUGAUGGGGAAAUGUACACCAGUGGCUGUGCAAAAUAUGGUCGACUGGGCAGUGGAUGUGAAGACAACAGAAGCAAGUUUGUAAGGACACCUUUACCACAAAAAGUGAAAAAGGUAUCGACUGGACUGUGGCAUGGAGCAGCAGUUACAGAAUCCAGCAGUCUUAUUGUGUGGGGAUAUAAGAAAGGAUGUGGCGAUCGCCUAGAAGGUAAGAAAGAUUGUGAUCAACCAGAAAGAAAAUGUCAUGAGUCAGCACACUCAGUCAGCAUGUGGGUUCUUCCUUCAGUCUGCAUCAUGCCUGAGAAUCAUAAGGUUGUCGGUGUGGCAUGUGGCUACAACUACACUCUGGCCUGGCUGAGCACUGGGGUGGUCCUGUCAUGGGGAAGCGGCCAUCAUGGUGUUCUAGGCCAUGGCUUUGUUGGUGACAUUGCAUCCCCUCGUCCAGUCGAGGCAUUACAGUUGACAAAGAUCAUGGAUGGAGCUGCUGGCUACUCCCACUCUGCAUUUGUGACAUCAGAUGGAUGUCUGUUCAUGUGUGGCAAAGGCAAGGAUGGGGCUCUAGGACUGGGUAACAAGAAGCUAGCAGAUGUGACAUGUCCGCAACAGGUCAGCUUUGCGGAUAAUGUGCAGGUGGUGAAGGUGAGCUGCAGUGUUGGUGAGCAUCAUGGGCACACUUUGGCUCUCACAAGACGUGGUGAAGUUUAUGCCUGGGGUGAUGGCUACAAGGGCAAGCUAGGGAUGGGCAGCCAAGAGAGCCUGUACACCCCGGUGCAAAUUGCAGCUGAAAAGUUUGACAUGGAACACGUGACUGAGGUUUCUGCUGGUGGAAUCCACAGUGCAGCAGCAACAGCAGAAGGAAGUAUCUUCACAUGGGGUUGUGGAAGUGAUGGCCGAUUGGGACAUCCUGAGGGCCAAGGACACAGAUACCUUUUUAGAAGUGAUGUGCCAAGGAGGGUUGAAGCACUUGCUGCCAAAGGGAGAAGACUGGCAAUGGUCAACUGUUCGUACUACCAUACAGCUGCUAUUGUGGGGCUUUCGUGCCCAUUGUAGUGGAAUCUGUUCAUGGUAAAAACUAACUAGAAAUCUCAAUACCCAGUUUUACUAAUGAAAGGUUGGCCUUUACCUGUGUCAUGAAUGCAGUUUAGGUGCAUGUGCGAGUGUAUCUGGUAAAGAUGAAAAGCGUGCAAGUCAAGGUAAAAAUUGGGCAGGGGGAAUUCAUCUUAGUGAAAGAUGAAAGACAGAUGAUUUUGGUGGACAUUUUAGUUGCAAGAAGAGUAUUUGCAAGUUAAGUGAAGAGUCUUAGAACUCCAUGUUCAAGAAGUAAUUCCUUGCCUAACCAAGGUAACAUUUGUAAAUCUGUCCGUUACUUAUUUUUAUCUAUGAUUUUUGGCACUGGCGUGGAAGGGAAUGGAAAAUUCACGCACCAAAUGUUCGUCAUUUGAUUAGGGGAGUAGUGAGGCAACUAUGUAUCUGAAACAAGAGUGUAGAAAGCUUGUGUUCCAUGCAACCCUGUACUGGAAGCCAGUGAAAAAUAUGAAGGUUUUUAUUGAUCUUGUUUGAAAGAUGAGCAUCAAUGCAGAAGUUUGGAGUUUAUAUAAAGUACAGCUAGUACAAUAGUCAAAUUUUAAUAAAAUAAAGGCACAAAUGGGAGACUGCAGGCAGUUUUGAAUGGAGAGGGAAUGAUGUCUGCUACUGACUUUGCUCAGCUUAUGUGUAGCACUGCAGAUGUAAGAAAUGAAGCCAUGCGUCAAAGUAUGAACUAAGUUCCAGCAUGGAGAAUCACUCAAUAAAGCCCAUUCUAAUGGAUACAGGAAUAAAGUUGCACCACUACUCCCAAGCUCCUAAUAAUAAACUCUGGCUUUGUGUUUUGUCCUACAUUUUCCCUUACUGCGCAUAGAUUUUGGAUCUAGUGUAAAGGAUAUUAACUGCACUCCCAGUAACAAACUGCCACUGUGUUCACGUUACUUUAUUUAUUCAUGUUUUAUUAGACAAAAAUCUAAUAAAAAAUUUAUCACAGACAGAGCUAUUUUCUAAACUAGAUGCAUAAACACAAAGUUUUACUAUC